AAAAGGCAAUGGGUGGCAUUCGGACAAUGAGUUGAAUUCAAAAGGAUUUACCCCUUGGGUGGUUAAAUGUGACGAAGAGCGGAUAAGCUCAGCGGUGGAUAUGAAGAAUGGUUCUGGGCUCCAACGUAAAUCUUUCAGUUCUUGAGGAUUCCCCGUAGACAAGUUUGGUAGUAGUUCCCAGUCAACAAGAGGAUCCAGUUGGAGUGCCACCAGAGAGAAUCCCAGACGAUUUUCUUAGGCAUAUAUCAGAAUAAUCACCUGAUAGAGCCACUCUAAAGUGUCUUUCUGGAGGCACUUGGAAUGUGAAACAACAAUGUGAUGGAAGAGGGCUUGCUUAUACACAAAGGUUGGAAGAAAUUUCAGAAAAAUAGCCAACUACAAAAUGGGGAAUAUCUCGUGUUUAGGUACGAUGGCAGUCUGCAAUUCACAAUAAGAAUUUUCAGCAAGAACGGACUGGAAAGACAAGUGAAGUCAACAAACAUGGUCAAAAAUCAACAAGCUUCAAUAUAUGAUGAAGGCAGCAAGCGUAGAAGGCCAGAAAAAUACCCUUACACUUCAAAAUUCCCUAAACAGACUCUUGCUAACGGUGAAAAUGACACAGAACAUGCAACUCCAAGAAAAAGAGCUGCACUUGAGAAAGAAGAGGACCUUCUCACAGAUCUUACUCCAAAUAUUCCUCAAUUUGUGAAAUGCUUGAAAGGCUACAAUGUGAAAAAGUCUUGUUUCCUGUAUGUUCCAAAAUCCUUCUGUGAACAACUUUCAAAAUCAGACAAUAAGACAACAGUUAUCCUCCGUAAUUCAGAAGGAAAAAGGUGGAAAGUGAAUUGUAUAACACAAAAUGGAUAUCACGCUCUCUGUGGAGGAUGGAAACAGUUUGUGAGUGAUAAUAAGGAUAAGGAAGGAUGUUUUUCAGCUUGUCAAUGCAAAUGAACUGAAGGUUUCUGUUUUCGAUCAUCCUUCAGAAUCUCUGUUGAAACUUGCUGCACAAAGAUGAUAAAUUCUUAGUUUUGAACUGCUACAAUUUUAUAUUAUUUUGGAAUUUGAACUCUGUAGCUGCUGAAUGGACAACCUUGUUUUCAU
This is a messenger RNA of Solanum stenotomum, 1080 nucleotides long. RefSeq names its product putative B3 domain-containing protein Os03g0621600. Gene Ontology annotation, molecular function: DNA binding. Bases 319 to 930 code for a protein of 203 amino acids. The record is from RefSeq and is a predicted model, not a curated record. The transcript is spliced from 5 exons. NCBI's taxonomy places the organism in Eukaryota, Viridiplantae, Streptophyta, Magnoliopsida, Solanales, Solanaceae.